UCUGAGGAAGGUGACGACGUGGCGGGAGGAGGCCCAUUCGUGCCUAAACUGAGGCUCAGCCACACCUUCGCUGGAUUGGUGGUAGGCAGGGCGGACCUAGUGGCCGGCCGGAAGCGGAAGUGGAAGAGAGAUGCAGGACCAUCAACACGUGCCCAUCGACAUCCAGACCAGCAAGCUGCUCGACUGGCUCGUGGACAGAAGGCACUGCAACCUGAAAUGGCAGAGUCUGGUGUUGACCAUCCGAGAGAAGAUCAAUGCUGCCAUCCAGGACAUGCCAGAGAGCAAGGAGAUCGCCCAGCUGCUCUCUGGAUCCUACAUUCACUACUUUCAUUGCCUAAGAAUCGUGGACCUCCUAAAAGGCACUGAAGCCUCCACAAAAAAUAUUUUUGGCCGGUACUCUUCACAGCGAAUGAAGGAUUGGCAGGAGAUUGUAGCCCUGUAUGAGAAGGACAACACUUACCUAGUGGAACUCUCUAGCCUCCUGGUUCGGAAUGUCAGCUAUGAGAUCCCCUCACUGAAGAAGCAGAUCGCCAAGUGCCAGCAGCUGCGGCAAGAAUACAGCCGCAAGGAGGAGGAGGGCCAGGCCGGGGCUGGCGAGAUGCGGGAGCAGUUCUACCACUCCUGCAAGCAGUAUGGCAUCACGGGAAACAGUGUCCGAAGAGAGCUGCUGGCCCUGGUGAAGGACCUGCCGAGUCAACUGGCUGAGAUCGGGGCAGGGGCUCAGUCCCUGGGGGACGCCAUUGACCUGUACCAGGCCUGUGUGGGGUUUGUGUGUGAAAGCCCCACAGAGCAGGUGCUGCCAAUGCUGCGACAUGUGCAGAAACGGGGGAACUCCACGGUGUAUGAAUGGAGGACAGGGACGGAGCCCUCCGUGGUGGAGCGGCCGGGCCUCGAGGAGCCUCCUGAGCAAGUGGAAGAUGCGAUUGACUGGGGUGACUUUGGAGUAGAGCUAGCCUCUGAAGGCACUGGCUCUGGCAUUUCUGCCCAGGCUGCUGGAAUUGACUGGGGCAUCUCCCUGGAAUCAGACUCAAAGGAAGCUGGGGGUGAUGGAAUAGAUUGGGGAGACACUGCUGCUUUUCAGAUCACUGUGCUGGAAGCGGGAACUCAGGCUCCAGAAGGUGUUGCUAGGGGCUCAGACGCCCUGACACUUCUUGAAUACCCUGAGACCCGGAAUCAGUUUAUUGAUGAGCUCAUGGAGCUCGAGAUCUUCUUGUCUCAGAGAGCAGUGGAGAUGAGCGAGGAGGCAGACAUCCUGUCUAUAAGCCAGUUCCAGCUGGCUCCAGCCGUCCUGCAGGGCCAGACCAAGGCAAAGAUGGUUACCAUGGUGUCAGUGCUGCAGGAUCUGAUUGGCCAGCUCACCAGUAUUCGAAUGCAACACCUUUUUAUGAUCCUAGCCUCACCAAGAGAAUGGGGAUGCUCGGGUCGCACAGUGACACCAAACGCUUACCCAAGUACCCUGCCCAGGUAUGUGGACCGAGUGACUGAGUUCCUUCAGCAGAAGCUGAAGCAGUCACAGCUGCUGGCUUUGAAGAAAGAGCUGAUGGUGCAGAAGCAGCAGGAAGCACUUCAGGAGCAAGCGGCUUUGGAGCCCAAGCUGGACCUGCUGCUAGAGAUGACCAAGGAGCUACAGAAGCUGAUUGAGGCUGACAUUUCCAAGAGAUACAAUGGGCGCCCCGUGAACCUGAUGGGAACCUGUCUGUGACGCCCUCCACAUUCUUCCUGCCCAUCUUCUCAUCCUUCAGGACAAAGUGAGACAGCCAGGGCUGGUGUUGCAGGGCCCUUUCUGGCAAGAGACCAGGCCGACCGGAGGAUGGGAAGCCACAUGAAGGACCCAUCACCCACACGGUGACCCUGACACUCACUACUCUGUGCAAGGAGCUGUCUUGAUUGGCCCUGUGGCCCAUCAGCCUGAAGCCACAGCUUCUGCUCCUUCACGUUAUCUAGUUGGACUUAAUAAAAGAGGAAGAGACUCUUGCCUCACUA
Molecule: messenger RNA, 1983 nt
Organism: Manis pentadactyla (Chinese pangolin)
Lineage: Eukaryota; Metazoa; Chordata; Mammalia; Pholidota; Manidae
Gene: CDK5RAP3
Product: CDK5 regulatory subunit associated protein 3
Exons: 14
Coding region: 131-1702 (523 amino acids)
Biological process (GO): regulation of mitotic cell cycle; regulation of cyclin-dependent protein serine/threonine kinase activity
Cellular component (GO): endomembrane system
Source: RefSeq, a predicted model, not a curated record